Messenger RNA from Penicillium manginii, 696 nucleotides. RefSeq lists its product as uncharacterized. The transcript has a single exon. NCBI's taxonomy places the organism in Eukaryota, Fungi, Ascomycota, Eurotiomycetes, Eurotiales, Aspergillaceae. Bases 1 to 696 code for a protein of 231 amino acids. The record is from RefSeq and is a predicted model, not a curated record.
AUGGCGAUCCCACUCGAUUUGAGCCUGCCCACAGCUCUCAUUCUGGUCGAUAAUCAAGCUGCCUUUUCCGACCCCGCGACCCAGUCUUUUUGGGGCAACGGACGAUCCAACCCGCUCUAUGAGACCAACAUCCAGGCCCUCAUCUCCGCCUUCCGCACCGCACGAGAGGCAUCUCCAACCCUCCUGGAGGUGAUCCAUGUGUUCCAUUCUUCCACUACCUCAGGAUCGCCUCUUCAUCCCUCUCAUCCGGGCCAAGGUAUACGCCCGCUGGACUUCGCGACCCCGCCCUCAGAUGGCUCGGAGCCUGUCUUCUGGAAGUCUGUCAACUCUUCCUUUAUCGGUACGGGGCUUGAAGCCCACCUGCGCGAGAAGGGAUUCCGCCAAGUCAUCUUUGCAGGCCUGACGACUGAUCACUGUGUCUCGACAACUGUCCGUAUGGCGGCUAACUUGGGCGUUGUGGAUCGCUACCUUGAAGAAGGCCCCGUGAAGCUAGGAUCCGACGGAAGACAUCUUAAGGAAGUUAGUGUUGACAGAGGACGCAUUAUUCUCGUGUCUGAUGCCACUGCGACGUAUGGAAAGGGUGAAUUCGAUGCUGAGACCGUACACAAGGUUUCUGUUGCCAGCCUCGAUGGCGAGUUUGCGGACGUUAUUGGAACCGAGGAGGCUGUGAAGGCCCUGCGAAGUGUCAGGAGUUGA